This is a messenger RNA of Acomys russatus (golden spiny mouse), 1795 nucleotides long. It is a transcript of the gene Tssk2, whose product is annotated as testis specific serine kinase 2. Lineage: Eukaryota; Metazoa; Chordata; Mammalia; Rodentia; Muridae. Gene Ontology annotation, molecular function: tau-protein kinase activity; protein serine/threonine kinase activity; ATP binding. The transcript has a single exon. Gene Ontology annotation, cellular component: cytoplasm. Gene Ontology annotation, biological process: microtubule cytoskeleton organization; intracellular signal transduction; protein phosphorylation. The coding region runs from base 322 to 1398 and encodes 358 amino acids. The record is from RefSeq and is a predicted model, not a curated record.
CACAGCAAGAAAGAGGACCAGGGAGGGUUACCACGGGCUUGAAUGCCAGCUUCAUUCCAGUGGGUGGGGAGGGGGUGCUUCUUCUGGGCCUUCCUGGCUUGCAGGGGCCCCAUUCCCCACAGCCUGGCCCCCACUCCCAGCAGCCUGGCUUUAUGACUUCAUUCACUGGUCACUUGGUGACAAUGCUGAGCGUUCCACUCCUUCAAGUCCAGGCCCAGCCCAGCCCAGCCAGACGCCUCCCCAGUGGGAAUGAGGACAAUGCCUGCUGGCCCGGGUGAGGAGGGGAUGUAGAGGGCGGCGGCACCGGCCGCUCCUGGCACCAUGGACGAUGCCGCGGUCCUAAGGAAGAAGGGUUACAUCGUGGGGAUCAAUCUGGGUAAGGGCUCCUACGCCAAAGUCAAGUCUGCCUACUCUGAGCGCCUCAAGUUCAAUGUGGCAGUGAAGAUCAUAGACCGCAAGAAAACACCCACUGACUUUGUGGAGAGAUUCCUUCCUAGGGAGAUGGACAUCCUGGCGACUGUCAACCACCGCUCCAUCAUUAAGACCUAUGAGAUCUUUGAGACCUCAGAUGGACGCAUCUACAUUGUCAUGGAGUUGGGCGUCCAGGGCGACCUCCUCGAGUUUAUCAAGUGCCGAGGAGCCCUGCAUGAGGACGUGGCACGCAAGAUGUUCCGCCAGCUCUCCUCAGCCGUCAAAUACUGCCACGAUCUGGAUGUCGUCCACCGAGACCUCAAGUGCGAGAACCUUCUGCUCGACAAGGACUUCAACAUCAAGCUGUCUGACUUCGGCUUCUCCAAGCGCUGCCUGCGGGACGGGAGCGGGCGCAUCGUCCUCAGCAAAACCUUCUGUGGGUCAGCGGCUUACGCGGCCCCCGAGGUGCUGCAGGGCAUCCCCUACCAGCCCAAGGUGUAUGACAUCUGGAGCUUGGGCGUGAUCCUCUACAUCAUGGUCUGUGGCUCCAUGCCCUACGAUGACUCUGACAUCAAAAAGAUGCUGCGCAUCCAGAAGGAGCACAGAGUGGACUUCCCACGCUCCAAGAACCUGACUGGUGAGUGCAAGGACCUCAUCUACCGCAUCCUACAGCCAGAUGUCAACCGGCGGCUGCACAUUGAUGAGAUCCUCAGCCAUUCGUGGCUACAGCUCCCCAAGCCCAAAGCCAUGUCGUCUGCCUCCUUCAAGAGGGAGGGGGAGGGCAAGUAUCGAGCUGAGUGCAAGUUGGAUUCUCGACCGGGCUCAAGACCUGAACACCGGCCUGACCACAAGCUUGGGGCCAAACCCCAGCACCGGGCGCCAGUGGCACCCGAGAAUGAAGAAAGGAUGGAGGAGAGGCUGGCUGAGACUUCCAGAGCUAAAGACCACCACGUCUCUGGAGCUGAGGUGGGGAAAGCAAGUAACUAGUGUGGUGGAGAGAGCCCUGGGGGGUCAUGGUGUGCAGUUUGCACUCACAUAAGCUAAAUAGGCAGGUAGGGAGCUGAAGAAGGCCCAGGUGCAAGGAACAAGUAAAAUCCGUCAAUUAAACCACUAUUUUGAUUACGUUCUAUUAGCUUUCUUCCACUUAGUAGCGAAGACAUUAAUGACUGACCACCAAAUAAACCACAAAGUGUAUACAAGCAUUGAGAGUGCCCAGUGGGGAGUCUUUUUCUCUGGGACUCAUCCAGCGCGGGGAUCUCCAGCAUAGGGGUGCAGGAACAGGCAGACUCAGUGAGGCCAGUGGCAGACGGGUCCUCUUGCCAGGCUCACACUUGUCGGUCACUGACUUUUUCCCAUUCCCCAAGGUCUCCAGGACUGGACAGCU